Molecule: messenger RNA, 372 nt
Organism: Miscanthus lutarioriparius
Lineage: Eukaryota; Viridiplantae; Streptophyta; Magnoliopsida; Poales; Poaceae
Source: the annotation of a GenBank genome assembly
AUGGAGGCCAUCCGGAAGCAGGCCUCAAAGCUCCGGGAGCAGGUCGCUCGGCAGCAGCAGGCGGUGAUGAAGCAGUUCGGGGGUGGGUACGGCGCAGACGGCGUGUUCGCGGACGAGGCCGAGGCGCAACAGCACUCCAAGCUCGAGAAGCUCUACAUCUCCACGCGCGCCGCCAAGCACUUCCAAAGGGAUAUUGUUCGGGGCGUCGAGGGCUACAUCGUCACGGGGUCGAAGCAAGUCGAGAUCGGGAACAAGUUAUGUGAGGAUGGCAAGAAGUAUGGCACUGAGAACACUUGUACCAGUGGAAGCACACUGUCGAAGGCAGCAUUAAGUUUUGCUAAGGCACGGUCCAUGAUGGAAAGGAAAGGGUAA